Molecule: messenger RNA, 1900 nt
Organism: Drosophila mojavensis
Lineage: Eukaryota; Metazoa; Arthropoda; Insecta; Diptera; Drosophilidae
Exons: 1
Coding region: 203-922 (239 amino acids)
Source: RefSeq, a predicted model, not a curated record
UCAGACCAGUUUGAAAAUUCAAUCAACAGUAAGCGACAUGUUGCUCAAAUCACAAACAACAACAAAAUAAACCCUUUUGGAUAUAUGAUAAAUCUGAGAUUAACAAAUGUACUAACGAACCCACUGAGAGGAGGCAGAGCCAAUUUCAGUUGAUAAUUUUUGAACGUAUCAAAUUCCAGUUGCGCUGUUAAGCCCUUAAAAUAUGUGCAAUAGCACUGAAUCUACAAACAAGUCUAGAUUUCAGAUACAGUUGCUGGCUGACAGAAGUGUUGUCUUAGUGAAUGCGCGGGGCUAUGAAUCCGAAAUAUUUCUGCCCGAGCUGCUAAAGGGCCGAGUCUGUUUGCGGAAUGUGAUAUGUAGCCGGCAGCCCAAGUCGCCGCCAAGUGAGAUGAGUUCCCAGUCAUCGUCGUCGGAUCUUCGAUGCCCGAGGAUAAGGAACCUCAAGCUGACCACAGCAACGGCUGGCUUGGCGCCCAACCCGAGAAGGAGGGAUAACACUAGCAGGCUACGCUUCGAGCUUAAGCUCAUUUCGAACGGCAAGGUGGUGCUUGUGGAAUGUAAUGGCUACGAAUCUGAGAUUUUCCUUCCUCACAUUCGUAGCCGUUGCGUUGCUAUGAAGCGCAUCUCUGCUAAGGAGCUGGCGCAAUGUGCAUCUGCGAAAUCGAGUAGAAGUCAGUGUACACAAAAGUCGCCAAAUAAUUCGGCUGCCUCAUUGGCAACCCAGGCUGUGGGGCUAUCCUGCCUGUGGCCAACUUCCCCCAAGUCAGGAAAUGUUAUUGAUAAACAGAAAAGUGGACAGAGAAUACAAAAAGGCCAACAAGUGAAAAAAAUGAAAAACCCGCUAAAGGACAAAUCUUCGACUAGACAAAAAAAGAAACGCUGCAAGCAGUAUUCUAAGGAAACCAGAGAUGUGUCAAAUUAAUUUAUUAAAGCUCGACAGAAUUCGUAUGAGUUGACAAAACAAACGGGUGCUAAACUUCAAUAUAUAUAAAUACAUUAUAUUUUGAUGUGUAAAUAGCAAUAAUAUUUUCCAGUUCAGUAGUGUAAAAGUUUGUCUAUGAUAAAGUAAAGAUUUGGCCAAACCAAUGCAUUUCAAAACCAAUCAGUUAAAAUUUUCUUUGAAGCUAAUACUAAGCCAAAGCGCUAUUUUGGUUGAGUAUCCAGGACGGGAGCCGCAGCUGUUUAUGCCAACGUUGAUCAACAAUAAAAUCGUAUUGCGAAACAUCAUAUUUGAUCACAUCAAUCCGCCGAACAGUGAUGGCAAGCCAAAGCUACAAUUCUCCAAUAAGAAGUGCCGUUCCGAAGCGGACACCGUGAGGAAGAAACGCAAGGGUAAGCCAAAUAGUUCAACUAGCGGUGAUAGCUCUGGAUUAUGCGGCACCAAGAGCUCCAAAUAUGUGGCUUCCCGUGGCAAUAACGAUGAAUGCUCCGAGUCGGUGCAUUCCACUGACACCAAAUCAGAGCCGCCCGACAUCGACAGCCCCAAGUUGCUGCAGUUUGGCGAUAACUAUAACGGUAAAACAUUAAUACCGAGUAACGACCGUUUCCAUUGGGUGCGCUCUGGGAAAACCAAGAAAUUGACACCAUAUGAGAAGCAAAACAGCGGCACGAAGACCACACCGAUUGCGGGUCCUGCAAUUAAACCGACCAUUGAGGACUACCAGGAGCGAUUGCAGCUGCAGCUGAAGAAGGUGCAUUCUAAUGUUGUAUGCAAUCUUUUACCGCCGUUCGAUGGCCUGCGAUCUACUUACCAGGGCAAAGAGUCUAAAAGAGGUCGAACGCUGGUCUUAAGAAAAAAGCGAGCACACGAGGCUUAGUAUUUCGCAAUUAACUGACUUAAAACUUACGAGUUUGUAUAAUCUAUAAAUUUUCGUUUUAAUAAAUUUUAGCAAAAAAAUAA